Messenger RNA from Mercurialis annua (annual mercury), 1048 nucleotides. RefSeq lists its product as uncharacterized. Bases 153 to 902 code for a protein of 249 amino acids. Lineage: Eukaryota; Viridiplantae; Streptophyta; Magnoliopsida; Malpighiales; Euphorbiaceae. The transcript has a single exon. The record is from RefSeq and is a predicted model, not a curated record.
UUUAACAAAACUAAACUGUCUCCCUAACAGAAAUCUCCGAAAACUGCUCUCUUUCUUUCAAACAAAUUCCGUUGAAGCUAUCUGCCGCCUCAGCGACCAUCGCCGCCGGAAUUCCCAUUUCGGAAGGAAUUAAGAAAUCGAAGGGUACAGAAAUGGCUGUGUCCAUUCAUCAUAAUUUGAAUAGCGAAUUUGAGGAAUUUGAAGAGAAUUUCAGCUUUAAAUUGCAACUAAAUGAAGAAGAAAGCUUCAAGAACAAGACACCGCCACAAGACGAAGAUAAGGAGGUGGAAGAAGAAGAGGAGGAGUUUAGUUUUGCUUGCAUGAAUCCGGACAGGUCGCCGAUAUCAGCAGACGAUGUAUUCGUAAACGGCCAGAUCCGUCCAUUUUUCCCCUUAUUUAACAGAGAUCUUCUCUUAUCUGAAAGCGACUACGCGACUCAAGCUAAAAACACCACCUCCUCCUCACGUCCACCGUUAGAAAAAUUAUUGGUGGAAGAAUGUGAGCGCCACGCAGAAGAAGCAGAGGGACCCUACUGCACGUGGAAAAAGCCAUCAUCGGAAGUAUGUAAAAAGAGCAACUCCACCGGUUUUUCAAAGCUGAGGAGGUUUAGAGAAUUAGUUCUGAGAAGCAACAGCGACGGCAAGGAUGCUUUCGUCUUUUUCAAUCAUCAGAAUCACAAUAAUAAUAAUCAAAAAGCAGAGAAAAUUGAAAAAUCAGUAGUGGUGGAGGAGAAGAAACCGACGACAGAGAAGAAGAAAAACAAAACGACGUCGGCUCACGAGAAGUUGUACGUUAGAAACAGAGCGAUAAAGGAGGACCAUAAACGCAAAUCUUAUUUGCCUUAUCGGGUCGGGGUUUUCACUUAUGUUAACGGCUUGAGCAGAAACGUCCAUCCCUACUAAUUAUUUUUAAAAUUUGUUUAAAGUAGAUUUAAAUUUUUUAUUUAUUCAUUUUUUUCUAUGUAUAGUUAAGUCACUCAGAUAUGGUAUCUAAGGGUUUCUUGUAUGUUCAGUUUUACCCUUUUUAAUAGUUUUAAUCUAUUUAAGUA